Ostrinia nubilalis (European corn borer) is the source of this 1433-nucleotide messenger RNA. It is a transcript of the gene Ing3, whose product is annotated as inhibitor of growth protein 3. Gene Ontology annotation, cellular component: NuA4 histone acetyltransferase complex. Gene Ontology annotation, biological process: regulation of DNA-templated transcription. The coding region runs from base 130 to 1317 and encodes 395 amino acids. The transcript has 11 exons. Lineage: Eukaryota; Metazoa; Arthropoda; Insecta; Lepidoptera; Crambidae. The record is from RefSeq and is a predicted model, not a curated record.
UGGACACGUCACGUCAAUCGUUUUGCUUUUGCGUGGCAUCUGUUUCAUGUGUCUGUGUCACAUACUCUACUAUAUUCGUAAUUUGUGCAUUAUAGUGUUAUUUACUAGAAACAAAUAAUACAUACCAGGAUGUUGUACCUUGAAGAUUAUCUGGAAAUGAUUGAACAUUUGCCACAAGAACUAAGAGACCGGUUUACAGAAAUGAGGGAAAUGGAUUUAUCUGUUCAAAAUAACAUGGAUACAUUGGAGAAACGAGUGCGAACUCUUUUUGGUGGGUGUAGGAGAGGAGAGAUGAAUACAGACCAAGCUAACACUGAAUUUGCUGAUAUUAAACAUGGUUACAACAAAACUCUAGAAGAGGCAGAUGAAAAAGUGGCUCUAGCUAACCAAAUGCGAGAGCUAGUAGACCGCUAUUUGAGACGGCUAGAUACUGAAUUGCACAAAUUCAAAUGUGAAUUGGAAGCAGACAACAAGGGAAUAACUGAACUCUUGGAGAAAAGAUCACUUGAGCUGGAUGUCAAUACUAACCACACUAGUACUUCUAACAAUAACCAUUACAAAGAAAACAGAUAUCGAAUCCGCAACGAGAAACGUCGGGAGAGCUGGGCGCCCAAGGACUCUCGUUCCCACUCUACUACCAGCAGCCUAUCAAGAACUGAUACUGCUAUACAGGCGGCUCUCGGGCGCGAAUCAUAUACGCUGGGACACGCAGGCAGUGCCAUCGCUGCUGCCGCCAGUCAAGCUAUUGCAGCCACACAACAGAUGCAGCAAGGCCGCCGCACCGCGUCGCUCAAGGCUUCCUACGAGGCUCUGGCGGGCGGCGAGCUCACGCACCAGACCAUCCACACCACGCAUCACACGCAUGACCACGGCCAUGGUUUGACUACUAGUCACAAUCAGAGCAGCAGUGCGCACGGUCACCACACAACUUCGCACAGCCAUAACGCCUCGUCCUCUUCAAAUAAGAGACAGAAACAGAAGAAGAGCACUUACGCGUCAUCUUCAGUUGUGGCGACACACGCUCAACCGAGCGUGACGGCAGCCAGCCGGUCAUCUUCGCCUGUGGUUAAUAACUUGGCCAAUGUUGCUAUUGAAGAACCAAUGGAAGAAGAAUGGACGUACGAUCCAAACGAGCCUCGGUACUGUAUUUGCAACCAAGUGUCCUACGGCGACAUGGUGGCUUGCGACAAUCAAGACUGUCCCUACGAAUGGUUCCACUACCCGUGCGUCGGGAUCACGGCGCCGCCCAAAGGGAAAUGGUAUUGUCCGCAGUGCCAAAACAACAUGCGUCGAAACCGCGCACAUCGAAAGAAUUAAUUGUAUUAUUGUUGUUACCUCAAUCAAUGUCUAAAUUAUACCGUAAACCUCUUUAGAAUCAAUUUCAAUAAUGUAAAAGUAUUGUAUUGAUUAUAAUAAACAACAUUCCUCUUAGA